AUAAUCCAGAAAUAACAUGAAAAUAACUCAGGAAUACUCUGCGAUGCACAUAGAGCUACGUCAAUACUCGACACAGAAAAUUUUUUGUAAUUUCAAUUGAUCAAUAUGUAAUUAUUCGCCAAAAAAUAAAAAAAAAAAUUUCGUGCAUCGUAAUUUUGUCUUCUCGUAUGGACGUGAAUAAAUUUUCCCAUAAAGAAGUCAAACCCAAAUAAAUUAAGGGAAUUGGAAUACCUCUCGUAGUUCCAUUUUCACACUAUCGACGAUUCCCAACUGUCAGCAAACCCAUAAAAAUAACUCUUUUUGACUUUUUCGCCUCCGAUCAUGGCUAUAACCACAGCAGCCAAAACAAGAAAACCAGAACUUUUCCUCCCAACCAUGAAACCUAAGCCCCCCUUUCUCCUCCUCCUCCUCCUCCUCCUCCUCUCUGUCUCCCCCAACUCCAACGCCGAGACCCAAGCCGACGCACUUCUGCAAUGGAAGUCCACUCUCCUCAACCCUACCUCCCUCCCCUCCUGGUCUACCUCCCACUCCUCUUCCCUCUGCAGCUGGCAAGGCGUCACCUGCAACUCCGGCGGCCGCAUAACCGCCUUAAAUCUCUCCAACCUCGGCCUCAACGGCACUCUCGACGCAUUCAAUUUCUCAUCUUUAACCAGUCUCACCCUGCUAAAUCUCAACAAUAACCUCCUCUCCGGCUCCAUUCCUUCCAACAUCUCCGCUCUUUCUAAUCUCACCUUCCUUGAUCUCAGCGGUAACAGUUUCACCACCCUGCCGCCGGAGAUCGGUAGCCUUUCGAAGCUAUACGACCUCCUGCUCUUCAAUAACAAUCUCGUUGACGCCAUCCCUUACCAGCUCAGCCAUCUUAGUAAGAUUCGUCAUCUUGACAUCGGAUCCAAUUACCUCACCAACCCUGAUUACUCCAAGUUUCAGGCCAUGCCUUCGCUCCUCAAACUAUCACUUUCACUCAACAAUCUGAAUGGACAAUUCCCUGCCUUCAUCCUAAACUCCACCAAUCUCACCUUUCUCGAUCUGUCCCAAAACUAUUUCUCUGGUCCAAUACCGGAUUCAAUUGCAACACACCUGAUUAAUCUGGAGCAAUUGAAUCUAAGCGUCAACAAUUUCAGAGGAGAAAUCCCAGUUUCCCUGACAAAGCUCCCUAAGCUGCGAGAACUCCGCCUCGGAUCGAACCUUCUGACGGGAGGAAUUGAUCCGGCCAUUGGUACCAUCUCCAAUCUCCAGGUUCUGGAGCUCCAAAACAACUCUCUCGGCGGCACGAUCCCUUCAACUAUCGGCAAACUCAGAAUGCUAGAGCAUCUCGACUUAAAUUUGGCGAAUUUGAAAUCCACCAUCCCUUCCGAGCUCGGCUAUUGUACAAACCUGUCAUAUAUAAAUCUCUCCGACAACCAACUUACCGGGGGCCUGCCGCUGUCUUUCUCAAAUCUUACCAAGAUGAUGGAUUUCGGGAUAUCGGGAAACUUGCUCUCCGGCGAGAUAUCACCGGAUUUGUUCACCAGCUGGUCCCAACUUGUUUCAUUUCAGGUUCAAGAUAAUAACUUUCAUGGGAAUAUUCCGCCAGAGAUUGGGCUGGCCACCAAUAUGACCUACUUGUUUCUCUACAACAACAAAUUUACAGGUUCAAUCCCAGAGGAGAUUGGCAAUUUGAUCAACUUGAUUAAGUUGGAUAUGUCCGAGAAUUUGCUCACUGGACCAAUCCCGAAAACAAUUGGGAAUCUGAAAAAUCUGAUUUCUCUAAGCCUAUUCAUCAAUAAUCUCAACGGUGUCAUUCCGGCAGAGAUCGGAUCCAUGACGGCAUUGCAGUCUUUUGACAUCAACACCAACCGAUUUGAAGGCGAGCUCCCCAGCACCAUCUCCCGGCUUGAGAAUCUGCAGCUGUUCUCCGUUUUCACCAACAACCUCUCCGGCCAUGUCCCCGGGGAUUUUGGCCAGAACAGCUCGUUGAUAACUGUUAGUUUUUCAAACAACAGCUUCUCCGGCGAGCUCUCCCCGCAGCUCUGCAGCAGCCUGAAACUCCAGACCUUGACUCUAAACAUUAACAACUUCUCCGGCCAUUUACCUUCUUGCCUCCGAAACUGCACAGACCUCACGCGGCUGCGCCUGGAGGGGAACCAUUUCGUCGGAGAUAUAUCUCAGUCCUUUGGGGUUCAUCCGGCACUCGAUUACCUGGAUCUCACUGGCAAUCUGUUAACCGGCACGCUCUCGCCUGACUGGGGGCAAUGCAAGAGCCUCACCUACCUUCACAUCGAAGGGAACAGCAUCUCCGGUGAAAUUCCAGCCGAAUUUGGAGAAAUCAGCAAGCUACAAGAUCUUAACCUGGCUUCCAACUACUUGACAGGGCCGAUCCCGCCUGAAUUGGGAAAAUUGAGCUUGUUGUUUAAGCUCAACUUGAGCAAUAAUCUGCUCUCCGGCAACAUUCCUAAACAGAUCGGCAGCCUUACCAAGCUCGAGUAUCUCGAUCUCUCAGAAAACAAACUCACCGGCGAAAUAACCCCAGAUAUCGGCAAUCUAGGCCGCCUUUUGCUGUUGGGAGUGAGAGGAAACGAGUUAUCGGGAUCGAUACCAUACCAGCUCGGCAACCUCGGUGCCCUGCAGAUUUUGUUAGAUCUCAGCAGUAACUCGCUCACAGGAACCAUCCCUUCCAAUUUGGCAAAACUGACGGCUCUUCAGAGUCUCAACGUCUCGCAUAACUUCCUCUCCGGCGAGAUUCCUAAGGAUUUAUCCGGCAUGCUGAGCCUGUCAUCGGCGGACUUCUCCUACAACAACUUUACCGGCCCUAUUCCCGUCGGACCUGCUGCUUUUCUCAACAACUCUUCAUUCGUCGGCAACUCAAUGCUCUGUGGAAACUUGACCGGCUUGCCUUCUUGCAGUGCCUCUGGAUUCGGAUAUCGAAAGACUGACAAACAUAGAAAGCUUAUCGUUGCCAUUGUCAUCCCGACAGCAGUAUUACUUCUUCUAGCCAUAGUCACAGCAGCGCUUAUUUUAGUUUUCUGCAAGAAGAGGGAGAAGGAGGUGUCUGACAUGGGAAGCAUGAGUGCGGAGAACGGCACUGAACCGACUUCGUUGAUAUGGGAAAGAGAAGGCAAGUUUUCAUUCUACGACAUCAUGAACGCUACUGACAACUUCGCCGACGUUUUCCUCAUCGGCGAAGGGACCUUCGGAAGAGUGUACAAGGCAGAUCUUUCUUUCGGACAGGUGGUCGCGGUGAAGCGCCUCUACAUGGGAGACCCCGGCAACAUCCCAGACAUCAAUAACGAAAGCAGAGCUCUGACGGAGGUGCGGCACCGUAACAUAGUAAAACUCCAUGGAUAUUGCUCGAGAAAAGGGGCGAUGUACCUCGUGUACGAGUAUUUGGAAAGGGGGAGUUUGGGAAAGGUUUUGUAUGGGGAUGAAGGUGCCAAGAAGCUGGAUUGGGCGAGAAGGGUGAAGAUCGUUCAGGGUAUAGCUCAUGCCCUAGCUUACCUCCACCAUGAUUGCAAUCCACCGGUCGUCCACCGCGACAUCUCGUUGAAUAACAUUUUGCUGGACUCCGAUUUCGAGCCGCGGAUCUCUGAUUUCGGAACGGCGAAGUUGCUCGAUCCUGAAUCCACGAACUGGACAGCAGUCGCAGGAUCAUACGGUUACAUGGCACCUGAGCUUGCUUACACGAUGAAGGUGACGGAGAAAUGCGACGUGUAUAGCUUCGGAGUAGUGACACUGGAGGUGAUGAUGGGAAAGCAUCCGGGAGAGCUCUUAUCGUCCCUGCUGCCAUUGUUGCCGGCGAGGGAAGGUAAUAAUAACGUACUGGUCAAGGAGGUGUUGGAUCAGAGGUUGACGCCGCCGACCGGUCAAUUAGCGGAGGAGGUGGUUUUUAUAAUAAAGAUGGCUCUUGCGUGCGCGCGAACCGAAUCGGGUUCGCGGCCGGAGAUGCGGUUCGUUGCGCAGGAGCUAUCGGCGCGGAGCCUGUCUUACCUACCCGAGCCAUUGGGUGCCAUUAAGAUUAGCAAAUUGCUGAGUUUUCAGAAAUGAAAGGAACUGGAACUGUGGCUCGUAUCAUUCUUUGUGGUCAAAGAAGUGUACGAAACUUGCGUAAGCUAAUUAAUUUGUUCUGACAUGUCUUAGAUAAAUGUCUAUAGUAUUUUUGACAUUUUGAAGCAAUAAUAGUAGGAGAAUUUUAUAGUGGAAAUUAAACGAUGGCAUGUUCGUGGUAGUGCAACAUAUUAAAUGAUUUUCUU
Messenger RNA from Phalaenopsis equestris, 4226 nucleotides. RefSeq names its product MDIS1-interacting receptor like kinase 2-like. The transcript is spliced from 4 exons. NCBI's taxonomy places the organism in Eukaryota, Viridiplantae, Streptophyta, Magnoliopsida, Asparagales, Orchidaceae. Bases 322 to 4020 code for a protein of 1232 amino acids. The record is from RefSeq and is a predicted model, not a curated record. Gene Ontology annotation, biological process: protein phosphorylation. Gene Ontology annotation, molecular function: ATP binding; protein kinase activity; protein binding.